Molecule: messenger RNA, 1904 nt
Organism: Prosopis cineraria
Lineage: Eukaryota; Viridiplantae; Streptophyta; Magnoliopsida; Fabales; Fabaceae
Product: serine carboxypeptidase-like 18
Exons: 15
Coding region: 317-1684 (455 amino acids)
Biological process (GO): proteolysis; secondary metabolic process
Molecular function (GO): serine-type carboxypeptidase activity; acyltransferase activity, transferring groups other than amino-acyl groups
Source: RefSeq, a predicted model, not a curated record
CCCAACCCAUCGGUCAGAAUGUUAUCCAAAUAUAACCUUCAACUUUCGUUCACAGCCCCUCCCCAACGUCGAAGCUCUCCCCCUCCUUCUAGCUUCUGAUACCCCUCGUCGCCGUCGCCUUCUCCGGCUAGACAUCUCCGAUCGGGUUUCGUUCAUGGAAUCCUCAUCCUAAUCACCGAACCAUUGCUGGAGCUCUCACUAUUUUGUUCUGCUACUGCUAUUAUCACAACCGGAGAUUCCCUGCAUCAAGAACUCCUUGGAAACAUCGGAAUCGCCGUCGUCGGAGAAGGGUGAAUUAUUCAUAAUUAUUAUCAGAAUGGGUUGGAGAUGGUGCUGUGUCAUGCUAGUUCUAUUACUGUUUGCUCCUUUCAUGGCUUCUUCACGAUCAAUUAUCAAGAACUUACCUGGCUUUUCUGGUGACCUCCCUUUCAAGCUUGAAACUGGAUACAUAGGAGUGGGAGAAGAAGAGGAUGUGCAACUAUUUUACUUAUUUGUGGAGUCACAAAGAAAUCCCUCUAAAGAUCCAAUCUUACUCUGGUUUGUUGGAGGCCCUGGUUGCUCUGCCCUUUCUGCAUUUCUUUUUGAAAAUGGACCAGUGACAUUUGACAGAGAAUCCAGUGGGAUUCUUCCAACACUUAUAUUAAACCCUUAUGCUUGGACGCAGGUACUCAAUGUCAUGUACAUAGAUUUACCAGUUGGCACAGGAUUUUCUUACUCACAAACACAAGAAGGCUACCACAGCAGUGAUAUAAUGUGGAUAGAGAAUGCAUAUGAUUUUCUGCAAAAGUGGUUUAUGGAUCAUCCUGAGUUUGGCUCAAAUUCAUUUUAUGUUGGCGGUGGUUCAUAUUCAACUUUGCCUGCUGUUCCUCUUGUUAAAAAACUAUAUGAAGGUUUCAGAGCAGGAGGCAGUCCACUCAUAAAUAUCAAGGGUCUUGUGCUUGCCAGCCCAUCAACUGAUGUGUUUCUGGAUAUGAACUCCCGAAUUGUUUAUGCACACCACCUGGGUCUUAUAUCAGAUGAGCUCUAUGAGUCAAUUAAAGCAAGUUGUAAUGGUGAUUAUGUCAACAUGAAUCCAAACAACACAAAGUGUGCCUCUGAUUAUGAAGCUUACUCUCAGCUGGUUCGUUACAUAAACAUAAAUCAAAUUUUGGAACCUGUUUGCAUAACUACUCCUAAUAACAAUGAAAGAGCUCUCUUGGAAGAUUCAUCUGAAGGGAUCCUCCAAUCAUUCUGGUGUCGUGGUUAUGAUCACAUACUUGUGAACCAAUGGGCAAAUAAUGAGGAUGUUAGGAAGGCUCUUCAGAUUAGAGAGGGAACUAAAGGGGAGUUCUUGAGAUGCAACAAGAGUUUAUCAUACAAAUUUCAUCUACAAAGUGUUGUUGAUUAUCAUCGCAAUUUCACUAAGACGAACCUUCAAUGUCUUGUAUACUGUGCUGAUCUUGACUUGGCAGUACCACAUAUUAGUACACAAGCUUGGAUUAAGUCUUUGAACAUGAAAAUUGAAGAUCCUUGGCGUGCAUGGUUUGUUGAUGGCCAGGUUGCAGGAUACACACAAAUCUACAAGAACCAUAACUACUUCUUGACAUAUGUUGCUGUGAAAGGUGCUGGUCAUGUAGCUCAAUCAUAUAAACCUAAAGAAGUUUUGCAAAUGAUAGACAGGUGGUUCUCAUAUUCCAUUAUUUAAGUAAGGGUCAAUUGGGCUUUUUUAUGAUCUCAAGUCCAAAAUGUCGAUCCAUGGGGCGGGUCAGGCCGAGCCCUGGGUUAGGAUGAUCUCUUAUUAUAUGAAUAAUUGAGAUUAAUUUUUAUAAGGUAUUUAUUUAUAAUUUUUAGAUCAUUUUUGUUGUAAUUUUUAAAAUUUUUAUGUAAUUUUAUAUGAUCAAGGUUACUAUUUGUUAACAAUAAAA